AUGGUUUUCUGCCUYCACAAGAAAGCCUGCACCACACCUGAGAUCUACCUGAGCAACAUGGCUGCUGCUGACCUGGUUCUGGUUUCCUUUUUGCCCUUUUGGGCUGUUUUUGUGUCCAAUCAUUUUCAUUGGACUUUUGGUGACGCCAUGUGCAAAAUUAUCAAUAUGAUUAUUAUAAUGAAUUCAUUUUGCAGCAUCUACUUCCUGGUUYUGGUCAGCAUUGAUCGUUAUUUGGCUCUGACCUUCAGCUACUUAGCCUACUUCAACAGCGUUCUCAACCCCAUUCUCUACAUCAUUAUAGGAAAAAAAAACUUUCAAAGUAAAGUUAAAGAAACUCUUAAGACAAUGCAACUGCGAAAGAUCCCAGUGUCUAAUUGA
Austrofundulus limnaeus is the source of this 378-nucleotide messenger RNA. The record is from RefSeq and is a predicted model, not a curated record. Lineage: Eukaryota; Metazoa; Chordata; Actinopteri; Cyprinodontiformes; Rivulidae.